Molecule: messenger RNA, 1443 nt
Organism: Cyclospora cayetanensis
Lineage: Eukaryota; Apicomplexa; Conoidasida; Eucoccidiorida; Eimeriidae
Exons: 2
Coding region: 1-1443 (480 amino acids)
Biological process (GO): regulation of transcription by RNA polymerase II
Cellular component (GO): PRC1 complex
Molecular function (GO): metal ion binding
Source: RefSeq, a predicted model, not a curated record
AUGGGAGCCUCCCAGGCUGCCGAUUCUGGCGAGGAUUCCGACACGGAGCCAUGCUAUGCCUUUGAGAGCGAGGAAGGCUUGGAUGUCUCUUUCCCCUUGAAGGCAGUGGAGAAGAGCUUUCGCUGCUCGCUCUGCACCGGCUACCUUCGAGACGCAGUGACCAUCAAGGAGUGCCUCCACACGUUUUGUCGGUGGUGCCUCUACAGUUACGCAGAAAGUGGAGAAGCCGAGGAAGUCUGCUGCCCCUUUUGCGAGAGAAAUCUGCAGCUGGCGGCACCUCAUCGAGAUGGGGCGGGAAAAGACACGCGGCACUACAUGCCACGCGUGACUUCAGCGUGCGUUGCUAAAGCCUUCAACCAGACGGGAAGCAGCAGCGCGGCAGCAGCAGUGAACGCAGCAGUGCUCUUCGACCGAACUAUGCAAAACGUGGUUGACAAGCUGUUUCCUCAUUUCGCGGUGCAGGAGCGGCUCGAAGAGGAGGAGCUGCAGCGGUACAUGCAGCAGCAUCAGCACAAGCCAAUCCCACCAGAAUAUCUUGCCAGCUCUAUUGCCAGCGGUGGACACUUCAAACGGGAGGCCCUCUCCCACAGAAGGGCCCGCCUCGAAGCGCGUGCCACAGCGGAGGAGGCCCUAGGGGCCCCCCCGCUGGAGCCUCCCCUAGCGCCCCCUCCGGAGGAGCAGCAGCCACGACGGCAGGCUUCAGCAGAUCUUUUUUCGCAGGGCAGUGCAGCUGAUGAGCAGCGAGAGAGAGGACGCGCCAGUAGCAGCACCCGCCGCACUGCGGCGACGAUGCAGCAGCAGCAGCAGCAGCAGCCUCUGAAUGAGUUUGUCGAUCAACUGCUAAGUGCCUCCACUUGCUUCGACGAGCAGCUCACUACGGCCAUCGCGUUGCUGCCAGACACCUAUCAGGCGCAGUUGAUGAAGGCUCGAUUGGAGCUUCAACUAGAGCAACAACAAGCCCACACCCCCCCAGAGGGGGCUUUGAUCGGCGGCAGUGCCUCACAAGGGCCUCAUGGAGUCUUGGCGCUGCCCCUCGAGAUUCCUCAGUUGGAACGCCCCUACCUGCGAGUGCCCAGCCGGAUGUCAAUCGGGCUGGUCCUGCGGUAUCUCGCCACUCACCUGCAGCCAUUGCUCUUUCCGGGGGGGCCCCCCCAAAACGCCAGAGAGGGCCCCUUAGCAGCAGGUAGUCCUUACGGGUCCGCAGAGGAGGCCCCUCUAGAUUUAGAGAUGGCUCUCGAACUCACGCUGGAGGGCAGCGUUCUGGGGAAAAGUCACUCCAUAGAUUUCGUCACCCGGGCCCGUCGUCUGAACUGCUCGGGGAAGUGUCUGUUGCUGCAGUAUCGGUACAGUGCACAGGCAGAAGCCAAGGUGGUAGGCUACCACUUGGCGAAGGCGGGUUAUGCCCCCCAGCAGCAGACGGCGCUUGCCGAUGCCGCCUUUUGA